Molecule: messenger RNA, 1580 nt
Organism: Molossus molossus (Pallas's mastiff bat)
Lineage: Eukaryota; Metazoa; Chordata; Mammalia; Chiroptera; Molossidae
Gene: KCTD17
Product: potassium channel tetramerization domain containing 17
Exons: 7
Coding region: 2-1045 (347 amino acids)
Biological process (GO): proteasome-mediated ubiquitin-dependent protein catabolic process; protein homooligomerization
Cellular component (GO): Cul3-RING ubiquitin ligase complex; cytoplasm
Molecular function (GO): cullin family protein binding
Source: RefSeq, a predicted model, not a curated record
GAUGCAGCAGCCGGGGCCAGAAAUGAGGAUGGAGGCCGGGGAGGCAGCGCCGCCGGCGGGGGCGGGUGGCCGCGCUGCCGGCGGCUGGAGCAAGUGGGUGCGGCUCAACGUAGGGGGCACGGUGUUCCUGACCACCCGGCAGACCCUGUGCCGGGAGCAGAAGUCCUUCCUCAGCCGCCUGUGCCAGGGGGAAGAGCUGCAGUCGGACCGGGAUGAGACUGGGGCCUACCUCAUUGACCGUGACCCCACCUACUUCGGGCCCAUCCUGAACUUCCUCCGGCAUGGCAAGCUGGUGCUGGACAAGGACAUGGCUGAGGAGGGGGUCCUGGAGGAAGCCGAGUUCUACAACAUCGGCCCCCUGAUUCGCAUCAUCAAAGACCGGAUGGAGGAGAAGGACUACACUGUCACACAGGUCCCGCCCAAGCACGUGUACCGGGUGCUGCAGUGCCAGGAGGAGGAGCUCACGCAGAUGGUCUCCACCAUGUCUGACGGCUGGCGCUUUGAGCAGCUGGUGAACAUUGGCUCCUCCUACAACUAUGGCAGUGAGGACCAGGCGGAGUUCCUGUGCGUGGUGUCCAAGGAGCUCCACAGCUCCCCCCACGGGCUGAGCUCCGAGUCCAGCCGCAAAACCAAGAGCGCGGAGGAGCAGCUGGAGGAGGAGCAGCAGCAGGAGGAGGAGGAGGUGGAGGUGGAACAGGUGCAGGUGGAGGCAGAUACACAGGAGAAAGCUGUUACAAGCCAGAGGCACCCGGAUGUGAGGCCCCAGAUCACCUCCAGGGACUUGGGGUUCCGAUCCGAAGUCCUUUAUUUUUGUACCGCGGGGUGGGCCCCCAGCUCAAGGUGGAGGAAGUGCCCCUCCCACUGCCAUCUCUGCCUGCUCCUGUCUCCCUGCUGGGCCCUGGGGCCCCUGGGCAGAGCUGCCUGCCGGUGGCCACAGCGUGGCGCUGUCCAGCUCUGUCUCCCAGGCCCCUGUGCCCCCUCCCCCGAGGCCCCCAGCUGCAUGGCGGAUGUGAUCCCUCCUGGCCCUGUCACUUCCCCUCCUUGAGCCUUACUCUCCCUGUCUGUCAGAUGGGUUCACUCUUCCCCCACUACCUCACGGGCUGCUGUGAGGUUACACCUAAGGGGAUCGGGGUCCCAGAAAGGCCUCCCUCAGGGAGUAAGGGCCAGACCCACGGUGGCCCCCUUCACCCUCCCCUCCCAGGGGAAGGACCAGUGUAGCCCCAGAGGCGCGGAUAUUGGUGGGGGAUGAGGGGGGUGGGCUGGCCCUACCCGAAGGGGGUGUGACUCGGCCUUCACCUGGACUGCUGGGGACAGUGCAGUGGCCAGGAGCGGGCAGGCGAGGGGAAAGGGGGACACCCUCUGUCCGGGCCCCUCUCAGCAGUGCUCAGCCGCACCGGGGAAUAAAAUGCGAAGGAACCGUGGGCCCGGUCAUCUCUCUCUUUCUUUGGGUCACUUUUGGAGACGGGAUAAACUCAAGGUGGGGUAGAUGACCCAAAGGUGAUGGGGCUUUUUCCUAAAGCCCAGGGACCCUGCCCUGUCCCCUGUGGGGUGGGGGGCUCAUGGCUGGGCCCUCUGCCCCG